Messenger RNA from Lycium ferocissimum, 1702 nucleotides. RefSeq names its product phospholipase A1-Ialpha2, chloroplastic-like. The record is from RefSeq and is a predicted model, not a curated record. Gene Ontology annotation, molecular function: glycerophospholipid phospholipase A1 activity. NCBI's taxonomy places the organism in Eukaryota, Viridiplantae, Streptophyta, Magnoliopsida, Solanales, Solanaceae. The transcript has a single exon. Bases 72 to 1520 code for a protein of 482 amino acids. Gene Ontology annotation, biological process: jasmonic acid biosynthetic process. Gene Ontology annotation, cellular component: chloroplast.
UCUUAAUCUCUCUUACUCCUUUGCUUUUUCCCCCUCUUUAAUCAUCUAGUAUUCGAAACUCUGUUAUUUUCAUGGCAUCCACAAUCAUUAAAUUUCCAUAUCCAAAUACAAACAUUUCUUCAUUUUCAGGAGAGUUUCUACUUAAGUCAUGUUUAAUCCAAGCAAAUGAGGUGAAAUUAGCAAAUUUGUCUUCAGCAUCAUCUAGAUUGAUACCAAAGGCUUCUAGUUCUACUUUAAUAUCUAUAAAAGAUAAUGGUCAUAAUAUUACUAUGCCCACUACUAUGACUAAAACAUUUAGUCAUAGUAAUACUACUAAUAAUAAAGUGGCUACCAUGUGGAGAGAAAUUCAAGGAUCAAGAAAUUGGGAAAAUUUAGUGAACCCGUUGGAUUCACUUCUCCAAGAGGAGAUUGUUAGAUAUGGAGAAUUUGUGGCUGCAUGUUACAAUGCUUUUGAUCUUGAUCCAAAUUCAAAAAGAUACUUGAAUUGCAAGUACGGAAAAAAUAGUAUGUUGAAUGAAGUUGGCUUGGGAAAAUCAGGCUAUCAAAUAACAAAGUACAUUUAUGCCACCACAGACAUCAAUGUUUUGUCAAUUGGUCAAAAUUGUUCAUCUAGUGGAAGAUGGAUUGGUUAUGUUGCAAUUUCUAGUGAUGAACAAACUAAGAGGCUGGGUAGGAGAGAUGUGCUCAUCACGUUCCGAGGAACGGUCACUAAUCCUGAAUGGAUAGCGAAUUUGAUGAGCACAUUAUCUCCUGCCCGUCUCGAUCCUAAUAAUCCUAGGCAUGAAGUGAAGGUUGAAGCUGGAUUUUUGAGUUUGUACACCUCGAAUGAAGGUGAAAAGUUUGGUCUUGGAAGUUGUCGCGAACAAUUACUUUCUGAAAUAGGGAGAGCAAUAAAUAUGUAUAAAGGCGAGGAAAUGAGCAUAACAGUUGCAGGACACAGCAUGGGAGGUGCAUUAGCCCUUUUGUUGGCUUAUGACAUCGCGGAGUUGGAAUUGAACAAAAAUGUAACAACCACAGCAACAAUGCCAGAAUCCCCAUCAAGUUGUGAUAAGCUAUAUGAAUCAUCUCCACUUUUAGUAUCAGAAAAGAACAGUAUACCUGUCACAGUUUUUUCCUUUGGAGGUCCCAGAGUUGGAAACUCAAGCUUCAAGGAGAGAUGCGAAGAGUUAGGUGUAAAAGUAUUGAGAAUAGUGAAUGCGAAUGACCCCAUCACAAAGCUUCCUGGGGUUUUUCUGAACGAAAAUUUUAGGGUCUUGGCUGGGAAAUAUGAAGUACCGUGGAGUUGCUCAUGUUAUGCUCAUGUCGGAGUUGAAAUAUUGCUAGAUUUCUUCAACAUGCAAAAUCCUUCUUGUGUGCAUGACUUAGGAACCUAUCUCAAUUUGCUCAAAAGUCAUCAUAAGAGCUUGCAAGUUCAAAGAGAAGAAGACAUUCAUUUCUUCAAUAGAGCAAAGGAGUUUUUCCUUUCGGGGCUCAAAAUUUCAAUGCUUUAUAAUGGAGAGAUGUUGCCAUCCAUUUGGUGAAGCUGGCUGAAACUCAAAGGACAUAAGUUGCUUAUCAUUGGUAAAUACUGACUUUUGUAACCUAAAAUGUAGAUGGAAUUAAGUUAUAGCACGGACAAUGUAAUGGAUUUUAAUACCAAUAUCGAUCCAUGUAUUGUAAGAUAUUGUAAUAGGUUACUUAUCAAUUAUUCUAGAUAUUCUUA